AUGUUGCCUCAGCCGUGCCGUCGUCCCCGGAGCCCGGCGACCCUCCCCGGCCGGUCGCCGCCGCCUCUGCGGGCCGGCGCCGCCACCUCUGUCAACCACAGCUGCCCAGACCUGCUCGGGCUGAGCCGAGCUUCAGAGGUUAGCCUCCGCACCGCCGCCCCUUGGACCACCUCUGCCGCCUUCUUCGAAGCCUCGGCAACCCUCCCAGUCGGACGUUGCCGCCCCAGCAAGUCGUCGCCGCCGCCGCGCGCCUUAGGCGCCGCCGCCCCAGCCUGCAGACCGAGCCAAGCUCGGGCGGCCACACCCGAGCCGCGAGCCGCCGCCGCUGUCGCCCGCCGCCUCCUUCCUCCUCCUCCGGCCUCUGGAAACCCACCGCCGAUGUCUCCUACCUACCCCGGCCGCCGUCGGGGCCGCAGCUGCUCUGGAACCUGA
This is a messenger RNA of Ananas comosus (pineapple), 432 nucleotides long. Its product is annotated as proline-rich transmembrane protein 1-like. The coding region runs from base 1 to 432 and encodes 143 amino acids. The record is from RefSeq and is a predicted model, not a curated record. NCBI's taxonomy places the organism in Eukaryota, Viridiplantae, Streptophyta, Magnoliopsida, Poales, Bromeliaceae. The transcript has a single exon.